GAAAGAUAUUAGGCAGAAAUAUGAUAAUAAUAGUGGUGGUAAAUUGAUGACGUUGUUGCUACAAGCAGUAAUCUCCUUCGAUUAAAUUUUUCAAAUUUCGUUUAUCAGUUGCUUUACGACAAUUAACUUCGAUGGAUAGACACGGUAACUUAAUAAUUAAAAUUUCUAACAUAAACUGAUAAAAGUCAUGUUCGAUAUCUUUAUCUUUAAUUUUUAACAUAAUAACUAAAGUUAUAAAUAUAAAUUAAUGUAAAAAAAAAUAUUAUUUAGAAACAAUAUUAAAUUUAUUUGGUGAAUUUUACGAGUUUAUUAAAUAUAAUUUGAACAAACAUGCGCUCUCUUGACAUAUAUCGUAUUUUAGUGAUUUUUAUAUAUGUGAUAAGUGUAGACAGUGUCAUUAAUAGACAGAAAUGUUGCCCGCCAAAUAUGAUAUUCCCGAUUAAAGAGAAUUCCAAGUGUUAUAUUUCUCAAAAUAAAAAUUCAUCUGAUUAUUAUGAGGAGAGAAAUGGCGAUUGGAUAAUUGGGUUCUUCGAAGACUGCUCAAAUGAUACCUUCACGGAUUUGAAAGAAUUUAAGGACAAGAGUUCAACGAUAUCGAAAUCAGCAAUUGCCUGUACUGAUCUUGUGCGAGACGAUCUUACAAAUAUUUCAUUUGUUCAUUACUGCAAUCAAGCACAUGAAGAAAUUUCGGAUCCGCAAUCAAUGAGCAUUAGAAAAUGUUGUCCUCAUGGCCAACGCUAUGAUGCUAAAAUUCGAGAAUGUGUUUCUGAUUCCUCAAAUUAUUUCGACGUUCUUAAAGCUUUACGUGCCUUUUCUAACAAGAAUAUACAUUUCUUAUCAAUAGUAGAAGGUCCCCCAAGUUGUAAUUACUCUUUAAUUGAUUAUAUCAUUAGUGCAGCUAAUGAUACUCUGAUUCUUAAUAGCGAUACUUCAGAGGCAUUGAUUCAAUCGAAGAAUAGUCAGACUAAAAUUUCUGUUAAUGAAAAUAAUGCAUGCUUUGACUUUGAAUUAUCUUCUGGUAUCAUUGUAGUAAGAGCGUGUAGUGACGAUAAAUACUGUGCAGAAAACACUUGUUUGAGAAAGUGUUGCCCGGAAGAUGAAGCUUGGAUUAAACAUAAAUGCCGGAAACUUUCGACAUACGAAGGCCCUCGUAAAGAAUUUCACACUGAAAUAAAAACAUUCAUUGAAAGUUUUCGUAAUAACUCAAAAUCACCAGAGGUUUUAAAUUCUACUGAUUACGGUAUUAUGAUUGGGAUUCCAUUUUGCAACCAUGGCCGUAUGUAUCCAGUAAUGAAACCAAAGAAGAAUUGGUAUUUUACUUUACAUGGAUAUAUUUAUAUAUCGAAUUCCAAUACUUUUUACGAUCCGAAUGUUUAUUGUUUGGAAAUGGCGUAUGAAAAUAAUUAUGACGAUGGAUUGUAUCCUAAUAUAUGUUUUGAAAGAUUUAAACCAGAGACAGAGCGCUUUCCACUACGAUUUGUAAUAAAUGCGUCGUUGGAACUGACAAGUUGCGUAUUUUUAAUAGUGACAUUUUUAAUGUAUGUGUUACAACCAUCGAUACAAAAUCUUCAUGGCAAUAUUUUAAUGUCUUAUAUAGGAAGUCUUUUUAUUGCAUACGCUUGUCAUGCCGUAAUGAUAUUUCUAAUUUUAAAAGACAAAUAUAACUAUGAUUAUUAUGUAUUAGAUUCCCCAGUAUGUAAACCUCUCGGUUAUAUUGUCACAGCAGCAUACCUUAUUGCUUUUUCUUGGCUUCAUGUUUUGUGCUUCGAUAUUUGGUGGACAUUUAGAGGCUACAAUGGGGUAAUUAAGCUCAACAAGGGUAAAAACAAAGCGCAUUGGAAACAAUUCAUUCGUUAUUCUUAUUGGGCAUUAGUUCCUGCAAUGGUAGUAACUAUUUCGAUUAUCAUCGUAGACAACAUAGAUAUUAUACCACUAGAUUUCCGUCCUCUUAUAGGCACAGAUUCGUGUUGGUUUUCAUCAAAGUACGGAAAUUCAGGUAAAAUCAUCUUCUUCUAUGGACCAAUGAUUGUUGUAGUAUUGCUUAAUACUAUAUAUUUCAUAUUAACAAUGCGUAGUUAUGGGAGUGUUAAGGCAGAUGUUACAAAAUAUGGUGAUGCAUCCGAUCGAGAAAAAAAACUAAAAGAGGACCGAGCAAAAUUAAAACUCACGUUAAAGCUUUUAGUUUUAAUGGGAAUCUUUUGGCUUAUCGAAAUACUUUCUUUUCUUAUUAACUCUUAUUUUCCGAAUUUUCCGUGGAAGAUUGAAACAUUUUAUGCAUUUGAUGUCUAUAAUUGCCUGCAAGGUAUGAUUCUUUGCAUUUUCGUCUUCUUAAAAGAGAAUUCAUGUACUAAAAUCAAAGCUCAAUACACCAAAGUUAAAUCAUUAGUUUCCGAAUCGAUAACCAGUUUUAUAAAUAGAUUUAAAAUUAAAAAAUCUACUAGUUCUUCUACUAUCACCGAUACUACUAUUUCUACUACUAUCAGCGACACUACUGUUAAUGACUCCUUUAACGACAGUACGAACGCCAAUACUAGCAUCACUACCAUCAGUUCUAGUAAUACCGCAGAGUCAACUUUGUAAAAUUUUAAAAUUUAAUAUGUAUAUACUAAUUUAACUUUUAGUUUAAUUUUAAAUAAUGGAAAACCCAACAUGCGCUGUGGUUUAUAUCUAAGUAUUUUAUAUUUAUGUAUUAUUCUUUUGAAUUGUCUAGCUUUUUUUUAAUAUUAAGUUAUAUAAAAACUUACUCUUUACUAAUUAGUGA
Molecule: messenger RNA, 2761 nt
Organism: Microplitis demolitor
Lineage: Eukaryota; Metazoa; Arthropoda; Insecta; Hymenoptera; Braconidae
Product: G-protein coupled receptor Mth
Exons: 7
Coding region: 331-2580 (749 amino acids)
Biological process (GO): cell surface receptor signaling pathway; G protein-coupled receptor signaling pathway
Cellular component (GO): membrane
Molecular function (GO): G protein-coupled receptor activity
Source: RefSeq, a predicted model, not a curated record